This is a messenger RNA of Mastomys coucha (southern multimammate mouse), 2634 nucleotides long. RefSeq names its product chromosome unknown C5orf63 homolog (gene CUNH5orf63). Bases 1614 to 1961 code for a protein of 115 amino acids. NCBI's taxonomy places the organism in Eukaryota, Metazoa, Chordata, Mammalia, Rodentia, Muridae. The record is from RefSeq and is a predicted model, not a curated record. The transcript is spliced from 5 exons.
UCCAGGUGCCCUGGCGAUGGCUGGCGCCGGCAGGAAAAGGCCGCGAGCCCUCCGCCCGCCGCCGUGCGGCGCGCCGCAAGCUUCCGUUGCCGUUAGCGGGGAUUUAAUUAAGCCGGGAGCUAUAAAUCCCUGAGCCACUGGGGGGAGAUUGUGAACGCGCGCUCUGGGAACUGAAUAAAUGGCUGGAAGGGAAAAAUUCAGCUUUUCGAAGCGAGCAGAAAAUGUCUUAACUCAUGCUUCUUCCAGUGAUUCACAGAUGCCCUGGUCUCGGGUUUAAUUGAAUUCUAUGAAGUGGCAAUAUCACACUUGACAGCCUGCUGAGUUGACUGCCUUUUUAAAUAAGUGGUUUUGAGCAGCCAUGUUGACCUUUAAUUGGGGUGAAAAGGUUGAAAAGUGCAGGAGGGAACAUUGCGAGAGCUGAGCCCCUUUGGACCCGGCUGUCUGGACCCCAUCUUUGCUUUAUUGGGUAGAAGCAGCCCUCUGGGCCUGUGGACAAUAAAAGAAUAAAUCAGACUUCACAGUUCCCAGCUAGUACUUAGCCAUGUCACUCACCCCGGACAAACACCAACGAAUACAAUUUUUAAUAUGACCAAAGGUAGAAAAUCGUCUGAGAGUUGCCACUAAUGUAGAUAGGUAGCCAAUUGUUUCUAAGGCUCUCUUUAAGUGGCUUUCUGUCUGUAUCCUUAUUCUUACUAAUCAUGUUUAUGUAAAACUAUUUUAGUGCUCUUAAAAAAAAAUCAAAACAAAACACUGUGUGUUUCUCAGUUCCUCAGACACAGUGAUGGUGUUUAGACUAUGUUAUAUCCCAACACUAGUAGUACAUUUCUCAACUUAAGAUGGGCUCCUGUAAGUAACAUCACUCCCUCCUCCAGCUGUCUUGGUUGGAUAUUGAACAAGUUGAGAUGGCUCUUAAUGGCCGCAGCCAUCUCAUUUAGUACUAUUUUGUGGAAUAGCUUAUAAAAAUGCACAUGAUGCUCUCUGCCAAUAUUUAGAAGUAUAUGCAUGAGGUGAAUGGUAGGUAAAGAGCAGAGAAUGCAAGAGAAACAGCACAGUGGUGGUACUUGCCUCCAGUCCCAACACUGUGGUUUAGACUGACAGAUCUCAAGUCUGGACCAGCCCUCAAGAUAUAGUAAGACCUUGUUUCAACAAACCACCACCAGCAGAAGCAUGGAAACAAGUCUGUCCUGGAAACUGCUGAGUUAUUGUUUCCGUGGGAGAAGGCAGAACUAAUCAUGGUUCUAUGUGAGAUGUUGAAACCUAAUCCUGGGUCCUGCUGUACAGAGGAAUUGCCUGGGACCAGAAAGGCCCAGUUGUGAAAAUUAAAAUCUCUGGGCUACUUUAAACAGGCCCCAGAAUAUCCUCUGUUUGCUCUGGUCCACUGAAAGCUGCCUGCCAGAAAAGGAUCAAUAAUUUUUGUCUCUCUUGCUAAAGGAAUAUGCAGCUAUGUAGUUUUAUUUAGACAGACUAUUGACAGGGAUAUACAUUGGAAGAAACCAAAAGUCAGCUGGAAUAGUUCCUGAAUGAGAUUUUAUUCCUGUUUGCAGUUGUUUUGAGGGGGCAUACCUUCUGGAUCAGGUCUGUGUGGCUCUACAAGUAGCAGGACUGGAAUUAAAAUGCUCUGGUUUCAAGGAAAUAGCCUGAAGAUUGCCAAAUCCUCCUUCCGACUCUUGAGAAAUCUCUCUGCCUCUAACACAGCUCUGCCUGUGCUGACCUUAUUCACAAAGGAUCCAUGCCCACUGUGUGAUGAAGCUAAAGAAGUACUCCAGCCUUAUAAAGACAGGUUUAUUUUACAGGAGGUGGACAUCACACUUCCAGAAAAUUCUACUUGGUAUGAAAGGUAUAAAUUUGAUAUCCCCGUCUUCCAUUUGAAUGGCCAGUUUCUGAUGAUGCAUCGAGUCAAUACCUCAAAGCUUGAAAAACAGCUUCUGAAACUUGAGCAGAACGUGCUGGAGACAAACUGAUGUCUUCUGACUGAUGCAAGUAUCCAGAUGAGAAGUUUACUUAUAGGCAUCUUGUGAACUAAGAAGAAUACAUUGUAGAACGGGGGAAGCUGGAGGAACGAAGAGGUCUAUUUUUUGAGUUUAUUUUUCCCUUUUGUGACUGUGGGUGUACUUCUCAUGCACAGGACAGUGCCCUGAUAGGGAGCAGGCUCUGCAGUCCUGCUGCCGAGCAGCCCUGGAACCUAACUUUAUCGAAGUAAAUGCUCUUACACUCAUUAAAGUGGAAUGUGAAUUGUUAAUAACUGUGCAUAGAGAAAGGGAUGUUUUAACGAACACAUCUGCAUGCAGCCUAUUUUAGUGGAAUUUAAUAAUGCCUGUUUAAAAUUAGUGUUCACUUUUGUUGAGUAGAAUAGAAUAAUUGCCCUAGCCAAAAAGGCUUCACUUUAAAAAGACAAAAGAAACUUAAACCUGCAGACUUUGUAUAGCAGACUCAGAUGUGCAUACCAUCAUGGAAUUGAUUUGUAAUGUUGAGGAAUGCAUUAAGUUAUCAUCAAUUAAGUUAAUUCAACUAAUUGUAAGAUAGUAACUGUCAAAUUUUUGUAUCUUGGAAAUUUUUAUUUUAAUCAUAACUGAAAUAUCUAAGCAUAAAGUAUCAUUUUAUAUAAAGUAUUAAACAUGUGGUUUUGUACUCUGA